Molecule: messenger RNA, 1038 nt
Organism: Exophiala aquamarina CBS 119918
Lineage: Eukaryota; Fungi; Ascomycota; Eurotiomycetes; Chaetothyriales; Herpotrichiellaceae
Exons: 1
Coding region: 1-1038 (345 amino acids)
Biological process (GO): ergosterol biosynthetic process
Molecular function (GO): C-4 methylsterol oxidase activity; iron ion binding
Source: RefSeq, a predicted model, not a curated record
AUGUGGGACGCACUGAUAGGACUCCCGUUCCUCUCCUUCCUCCUCAUCCCGACCAUGACCUCCUACUCUACGAGUCUCAAUCUCCUCUUCUUCUACCUCACAUGGGCGACACUGGUCCUGUCGCAUCCGCCACUGCGGGUUGAAAUCGUCGCCACGCUGGCGGUGCGAGUUAUUUUCUACAUCGUUCCGUCGCUGUUCUUCCUUGCCUUUGAUGCCCUCUUGCCCUCCGCAGCGGAGGGCCUCAAGGCACUGGGCCCUGCCGGGCUGCCUUUCAAAGACGCGAGUCAAGCGCGAGCGCUGCGCAAUCUCCGUGUGCUCGGCUGGUCUGCCUUGAACAUUCUUCUUGGUGUCGCGAUUCAGGCGUCGGUCGAGGUCCUCUUUACGAAAGUUCUGCUCAUCCGUUCUGCAUUGCGCGUGACCACGACUCUGCCCAUGCCGUUCGGCAUCGUCAAGGACCUUGCGAAGGGCUUCCUAUUCCGCGAGAUAACCGCAUACACCCUGCACCGAUACACCCUGCACGAGUCUUCCACGACACUGGCCCGCGCUCACAGAGACUGGUAUCACGCGCUGUCGACUCCGUUCCCCUUGACUGCCAGCUACGAUCACCCCGCCGCAUAUCUUACCCGCAGCUUUCUCCCCACAUACCUACCGGCAGUCCUCUUCCGGUUCCAUCUACUCACCUACGUGCUGUACCUGACCCUAAUAUCUUUAGAAGAGACGUUCGCCUACUCCGGGUACUCGACAGUGCCCACCAACUUCAUCCUAGGUGGUGUGGCGCGCCGCACGGACAACCACGUACUGUGCGGUGGAGAGGGGAACUUCGGGCCCUGGGGUCUCAUCGACUGGGUCCUCGGAACCAGCGUUGGCGCCGAUCUGAUCGAUGACGUCGUGCAGGAGGCAGAGAAACACGACGUCCCUGCCCGCGUGGAGCGCACAAAGGCGAAAGCAAAGUCCCGGGCCAAUCGAAAGCUCAGCGAUCUGAAGGGUAACCUGUCUCCUGGGAGGCGCAGGACUACGAGGAAUCGCGGUGAUAGUUAG